Molecule: messenger RNA, 1260 nt
Organism: Cladophialophora yegresii CBS 114405
Lineage: Eukaryota; Fungi; Ascomycota; Eurotiomycetes; Chaetothyriales; Herpotrichiellaceae
Exons: 1
Coding region: 1-1260 (419 amino acids)
Source: RefSeq, a predicted model, not a curated record
AUGGAUGUGAACUGCGUUUACGGUGUUGUCGACGCACUCCCUGUACCGAUUGCGGUUUCCACAAGGGAAGACGGACCCUCGCCUCGUCUCACUGGCAAGGAAGGGCUUGCAGUCUUUUUAAGUUCCGAUGCGUGGCGCUCACGGUCUCGCGAUGCUUCGACGACGGCGCACGGUGUCGAAGAGGCAGAAUCCGCCACAACGCUGGAAUUCGCCACUGCGUUUGACCCAAGCGAUCUCGACGCUGGCGACGAUCAAGGCACGGUCACCUCGCGGCGCGUAAACUUACCAGUCGCCAACACUAUUUUCGUCAAUGGCCAACGGACUACAUUAUUCAAAGACGGCUGGGAAAUCAAGUUUCGCGAAACCGACGAGCCCACCGUCAACUUUCGCUAUCGAAAACCACUUUCCUCGUACCAUAUAGACCUGGGCUGUCACCCGGAUGAGAUUGUGAAGGGAGGAUCUAGUCCGCUCCAGCAGUUGACCGAACCUAGAAAGGUGGUUGGGUCCAUGGGCAACGUCCUGGCCCAGAUUGAAGUCGGCACUGAGGCCAUCCCUGCCUCACGAGAGCUAGAAAAGGCUGUUCAGACAUUCAUCGAUCGCAAUCCUACGAGUACUGCUCAGGGCCCACUGCUCGUCUAUGCUCUUAUACGCCCAGAAAGCAUGAUGAUCGGCAGGGAUGGCCAGCCACACUCUCCCUUAAGCGUUUUGGAGGCUCUGUGGCGAGGAGCAAAGCUGUUCAAAGUAUCAGGCGGUGGAGGAGGCUGGGGCAAGCGGCAAGGCCUGCUUUCUCUGGAAGCUGCGGUGAACUUCGAAGGCCCAGAUGCUCAGUCGACAGCUGGAUUCCCCGACCUUGACGACGAUGAGACUGGCGUGGAAGCACUGGGAUCGCGUGGUAUAAUACCUCCAUCGAGCACGGUGGAGUUCCUUGUGCAUGCUCCGAGCCCAGCCUCUGCAGAUUCUCAAGCCCAGCAGUACUCAUCUUCGCUGCCUGAGACGAAAGCCUCUACAGUGGUGCUCGGGACGGGCAGAGACCCUGACACUCGAGAUGAUGUGGUGAUGGAUAGCGACAAGGACGCUACAGGGGUAUACUUUGUGCCUCACCAUUUCGGAAUGAUCUCCUACGGCGGUGCGGCUUUAACCAGCAUCAGUAAGGUCCCUUUCUCGCAGCUAGCGCCAAUCAAGCGUACGGAGACACGUCUUGAUGUGCCAAAUACAUGUUUUAUCCUUGGUGGCGGGAGCGAUCUGGACUCUGAAGAGUAG